GAAAAGAAAAUAAAGUAAUCAAUCAUCUCUGCAAAACUGCAACAAAAUCAGAGCACAGAGAAAGGGAAAGGCCUCAGAGAAAGACAGAGAGGAAGAACAAGAAGAAGAAAUAUGUGUGGAUAUAAUACUUCUUUUGUUCUGUAUUUAAGUUAGCACCGCCGUUCCCCAUGGCGGCGUUGCAGACUUCAAUUCUCACACACUGAAAAUAAAUAAAUAAAUAAAUAGAAAUUACCCUCUCAGAAUCUGAUUCCCAAUUCAACCCUUUCUUUCUUUUUCUUUUCUUUUUCUUUCCUUUUUUUUUGUCUGAGUACGAAAAUUUGAUUAGGUGAAAAAGGAAAUUCAUACUGGCUUCCGAUCAUCGUUGAGAGGUUGUGUUUUUUUCUGAUAUGGAUUUUGAUUCAAAAUCAGGAAGAAUAUGGCCGGUUUUUUCCCACUAGACGGCGGCGGAAGCAGCGGAAGAGGACCCAAUUAUCAAUUUCCUACUACCACCACCACCACCACAACCGGCGGCGGCGAAAUUAUUCAUCCGACCGACGGGUUAUUUUGGUACAAGAAUUACGAGAGGUUGGAAACAUGGGAAGAACAACAGCAGCAGCAAGAACAAGGGGGAGAAGGGUUUGUUUACUCCGGCGAUGAAUCGCCGGCAAGAUCGUCGUUAGUGAUGGUGAGAUCGGGGAGAGGCGGCAGCGGAGGGCAGGUAAUGAGCUGCCAAGACUGCGGAAAUCAAGCGAAAAAAGAUUGCGUUCACAUGCGAUGUAGAACUUGUUGUAAAAGCCGUGGAUUUGAGUGUGAAACUCACGUGAAAAGCACAUGGGUUCCGGCUUCCAAACGCCGUGAACGCCACCUCCGUUGCGACGGCUCUAACCCCAAACGCCCCAAAGACGCCGCUUCUUCAGGGUUGGAAAUGGGGAUUUUUCCGGCGGAAGUGAGCUCAACGGCAGUGUUUCGGUGUGUACGAAUGACAACGUUAGACGAAACCAGCGAACAAUGUGCGUAUCAAACAGCUGUCAAUAUCGGAGGCCAUAUUUUUAAAGGCAUUCUUUACGACCACGGCCCUGAACAACCACCGACCUCCGCCUCCCCCAACGGCGGCGCCCUCCUCAUCACCACCGCCGAAUCCGCCACAUUGCUCGAUCCACCUCCGCCGUACCCGACUCCUCUCACCACCUAUAUCCCCGCCGGUACGCAAUUUUUUCUUCCUCCAACAUCUUAGCCGAUUAUGACAUUGCCAAUUAAUAGGUGAAAUUGAAUUGAAGAAAAAAGAACAAAAAAAAUUAAGAGAGUGAAGGAAGUUUAAGUUUGUGCCUAAGUAUAUAAUUUUUUAUGAAUAAAAUUUUCAGCUUGUAAUUUUCCAAUGAAGAGUUUGCAUUAAUUUGCCGCCAUUGUUGGAAUUUCGAUGCUGCUUAUUUUUA
Benincasa hispida (wax gourd) is the source of this 1412-nucleotide messenger RNA. The record is from RefSeq and is a predicted model, not a curated record. Lineage: Eukaryota; Viridiplantae; Streptophyta; Magnoliopsida; Cucurbitales; Cucurbitaceae.